CAACUUACAGCCGGCUGAGACCCUGACGGGACGCAGGCAUGAACGACGUCAAGCUGGCUCUUCUGGGGAGCCAGGGGGCCGGGAAAUCAGCUGUCCUUGUGAGGUUUUUGACCAGACGAUUCAUCGGUGAAUAUGCCUCCAAUGCCAAUUCUCUCUACCAUAAAAGGCUUUCAAUUGAUGGCAGGCAGCUGAAUUUGGAGAUUUUUGACCCCUGCUCUCAGAGCUCAGAGGCCAGGUGCAUACUGGAGGAGCCGGUGGACUGGGCAGAUGGCUUUGUGGUGGUUUACAACAUCAGCGACUGCACCUCCUUCAUCAACGCCAAAAGCAUCCUGCGGCAAAUCAGGGAGGCACGUGCGGACAACUGCAAAGGGGACACGGAGGUUCCUGUUUGUCUCAUGGGAAACAAGCAGGACUUGUGCCACGUCCGACAGGUGCGCGAGGAGGAAGGCCGCUGCCUGGCUCAGGAGAACCGAUGCCACUUCCAGGAAGUUUCAGCGGCUGAGAGCUACCAGGACAUCGCCAACCUCUUCACGCAGCUCAUCCGCCAGGUGAUGGAGCACCUGAAGUACCGAGCCGACAGACGGCGCUACAGCGGCUCCAAGUCCAUGGCCAAACUCAUCAACAACAUGUUUGGCAAGCGAAGGAAGUCAGUGUGAUGUUCCCAGUGGACGUCAGCGGGGGCGACUGACUUGGUGCAUGUUGUACGAACUCAUGAGAACUGUUGACUGCAAAGAAAGUGACUCCUUGUUCAUGUGGAUGGUUGGUCAUAAGCUGUUUGUCUGUAGACCUUAAGUAAAAAAACAAAACAAAACAAAAAA
Molecule: messenger RNA, 818 nt
Organism: Nematolebias whitei (Rio pearlfish)
Lineage: Eukaryota; Metazoa; Chordata; Actinopteri; Cyprinodontiformes; Rivulidae
Gene: rerglb
Product: RERG/RAS-like b
Exons: 5
Coding region: 39-656 (205 amino acids)
Molecular function (GO): GTPase activity; GTP binding
Source: RefSeq, a predicted model, not a curated record